AUGGAAAUGGAGUUUCUGCUGAUACUCUCCCUGUUAUCUUGCACUGCUUCCUUUGUACACUCUGCAAGCAACAAGACCAACUGUGAUCAACUGAUAUCAAAUAAUGUCACGUGUAAACAGGUUGCCUGUUCUCCACAACCAUGUUCGACUACCUGUGGGGCGACGACGCCGUAUGAUGAAUGCACACAGUACUGUACAGGAGGCGGUUGCGACACGUUAGCCUGCACUUUGUCCAUCGUGAACUGCACACAAGCCUGCACCUUGGGCGGAUGUAAAUCGCUAGAGUGCGACUCCAAAAGAUGCGUACAAGGUUGCACCGGAGGUAAGUGCAAUAUGACCUGCUCCUCCAACGCCGAUAAAUGCAGUCAGAUCUGCAUUGGAGGACUCUGUAAGAUGAUCUGCGCUCCGGGUGUCAAGGAAUGCAAUCAGAUUUGCUCUUCAGGGGGAUGCACUUUCCAGUGCGAAGCAGAUAAAUGCUCUCAAGACUGCACUGGUGGAGGUUGCACAGGAAUCAACUCAACAAAGACCAGCUGUGAUCCAGGAUUGUCAAGUAAUGUCAAGUGCUACCAAGGUGCUUUCUGUCCACUCGGCUUUUCACAAUCAUGUUCGACCAUCUGUGGGGCGACUAGGCCCUAUGAUCAAUGCGAGCAGUCCUGUACAGGAGCCGUUUGCGACACGUUAACCUGCACUUCGUCCAUCGUGAACUGCUCGCAAUCAUGCCUCGGGGGCAGAUGCAAGUCUCUACAAUGCGACUCCAAAAUAUGCGAACAAGAAUGCAAAGCAGGUUUGUGUAAUAUGACCUGCUCCUCCAACGCCGAUGAAUGCAAUCAGAGUUGCCCAGGGGGACUCUGUAAGAUGACCUGUGCAUCCGGUGUUAAGGAAUGCAAUCAGAUUUGCCGCGGGGGAGGAUGCAUAUUUCAGUGCGAAGCAGACAAAUGCUCCCAAGCCUGCCCUGGCGGAGGUUGCACAGGGAUCAACGCAACGAGUUGUGAUCCAGGAUUGUCAAGUAAUGUCAAGUGUUACCAGCGUGCCUGCUCUCUACAACCAUGUUCGACCAUCUGCGGGGUGGCUGCGCCCUAUGAUCAAUGCGAGCAGUCCUGUACAGGAAGCGUUUGCGACACUUUGGCCUGCACUUCGUCCAUCGUGAACUGCGCGCAAUCAUGUCUCGGGGGCAGAUGCAAGUCUCUACAAUGCGACUCCAAAAUAUGCGAACAAGAAUGCAACGGAGGUAUGUGUAAUAUGACCUGCUCGUCCAACUCCGAUAAAUGCAUUCAGAGUUGCACCUAUGGCAACUGCCAGUCGCUAGAAUGCGACUCCAAAAGAUGCGAACAAGAAUGCAGCGGACGUCUGUGUAAUAUGACCUGCUCUUCCAACGCCGAUGAAUGCAUUCAGAGUUGCCCAGGGGGACUCUGUAACAUGAUCUGCGCACCAGAUGUAAAGGAAUGCCAGCAAAUUUGCAGCGGAGGAGAAUGCGCUUUCCAGUGCGAUGCAGAUAAGUGCUCCCUAAUCUGCCCUGGAGGAUUUUGCUCAGAGAUCAACGCGUCUCCUACGAGCACAGGCGCUGAUUCUAAGGGUUCGGUUUUUUCAGGUUUGAUGCUCGCCUUUAUUGCUUUUGUCAACAACAACCAGUAUGACUAA
Molecule: messenger RNA, 1638 nt
Organism: Porites evermanni
Lineage: Eukaryota; Metazoa; Cnidaria; Anthozoa; Scleractinia; Poritidae
Source: the annotation of a GenBank genome assembly